Messenger RNA from Penaeus indicus, 2750 nucleotides. It is a transcript of the gene Tom40, whose product is annotated as mitochondrial import receptor subunit TOM40 homolog 1-like. NCBI's taxonomy places the organism in Eukaryota, Metazoa, Arthropoda, Malacostraca, Decapoda, Penaeidae. The coding region runs from base 91 to 1071 and encodes 326 amino acids. The record is from RefSeq and is a predicted model, not a curated record. The transcript has 6 exons. Gene Ontology annotation, molecular function: transmembrane protein transporter activity. Gene Ontology annotation, biological process: protein import into mitochondrial matrix. Gene Ontology annotation, cellular component: mitochondrial outer membrane translocase complex; mitochondrial outer membrane.
CCCGAGUCGUCUGCAGGACCCGCGUGAGGACUGCUUCAGAUCCACGUCUUUCUGUUUUUUCAUUCCUCUCGGCCUUAAUUCAGCAUCACUAUGGGUAAUAUUCAUGCAGCCGGCCCUGCAACACCUCCUCCACCCCCUGCGCCCACGCCGCCCACCGUCACGCCCGUAGAUGACUCUAAAAAGGGCGAGGAAAAAGAGGGGGGAAUCGAGAAUCCAGGGACGAUGGAAGACAUUCACAAACAGUGUAAAGAUGUUUUCCCUGUGAUGUUUGAGGGAGGAAAGUUCAUGUUGAACAAAGGUCUGAGCAACCACUUUCAGGUAUCACACACAGUCAACUUCUCCACUAUGCAACCACCUGGCUACAGGUUUGGUGCAACUUUUGUAGGGACACAGCAAGUAUCACCUUCUGAAGCAUACCCUGUUAUGCUAGGUGAUGUAGACCCUUCAGGCAACCUCAAUGCAAACAUCAUUCACCAACUCUCACCAAAUCUCAGAGCAAAGUUUGUUGCACAGAUCCAACAGAGUAAGUGGCAGGCUACACAGCUAACCACAGACUGGCGUGGUUCUGACUUCACUGCAUCAGUUACUCUAGGUAAUAUAGAUGUAAUCAAUGGUUCAGGAGUGGCAGUGAUGCAUUAUCUUCAGCAAGUGACCAAGAAACUGGCUCUCGGCACAGAAUUAGCAUACCAGUAUGGUUCUCAAGUUCCCGGUGGGCACAUUGCUGUUUACUCAAUGGCUGGGAGAUAUUCAGGAGAUAAUUUCAUAGCUUCUGGCACACUAGGAGGUGCAGGUAUCCACCUCUGUUAUUAUCAGAAGGCAACAGAGCAGCUGCAGUUUGGUGUAGAAUUGGAGACAAGCUUACGAAUGCAGGAGUCUGUUGCCUCUAUGGCAUAUCAGUUAGAGAUUCCCAAAGCUAAUACAGUUUUUAGAGGGACACUGGACUCUAACUGGACUGUGGGAGCAGUGAUGGAAAAGAAGCUGUUACCACUACCCUUUACACUGGCUUUGUCUGCCAUGCUCAACCAUCCCAAGAAUCAGUUCAAAUUAGGCUGUGGAUUUAUAAUUGGAUAAUGAGUGAAUGUUGGUGUACAGUAAUUUGAUUGCCAAAUGGGAUUUGACCGAUACCCUAUUCCCUGCACUGGCAGUCUCUGGUGUGACUAGUGUCAAAGGUGUGUGUAGGAUAAAAAAACAUUGUAUAGGGGUAAUGGAUUGUAAAUAGAUCAGGGGAAAAUCAGAAAAUUACAGUAAGUUGUUGCCAGUGUAUUCCCACUUGUACUAGGUAUUCUUUGUUACAGUGGGAAGAAGAGACUGGUAGUGUGUGUGGGCCAGUGAUACAAACCUGUGUUUCUGCCUCCCUUUUAUUCUUGUGGACUAUGGAGGUUUAGAAGAAUGGUGUGUCUGCUACCUUUGUUAUCAUUCCUUUCAAGAUGAAACUUUUAUUUUGCCCUUCCCUUUGCUAGUUUGGUGCUUUUAUUAAUGCUACAGUCUGAAACAGUAAAGCAGAAAAUAGAAAAAAAGAAAUAGAAGGGACUUAUCAGGACAAACGUUUUUUCCACUAAAAAUGCAGCUUUAAAUUUGAAUUGUUAAGUUUUCCCAGCACAUCAACAUUUGAUAAGGAUCAUAAGUGGUGAAUGUAAUAAGUUUUUAUUCCCCUUUCUUUAUAAAAAGUACCUAUUGCAUUGCAGGCAAUUAAACAAGCAAAACUAUAUGCACAUAUAUGCAAAAAUAUAUGCACAUGUUUUAGCAUGAAAGGAAGCCUGCUAAUACACAGUAAUUCAGUGCUUAUGCCUACAAGGAUUUUCAUAGAUAGUUUCCACUAACCUUUCAACAAAACCUUAAAAUAGUAUAUGAAAUACUAUAUUCUUUACAUUUGGAUAGAAACAAAGAUUACCCUCCCCCAUCCCCUUGACACAAGCAUUGAUAAAAUUAGGAGAUAUAUUUUGUACAUGUAUAAUAAUAUAACCAGCUGAUUUGCCAUUUUAUGCUAUCCUGUCAUGAAUUGCAGGGGAGUAAAAUAAUUGUUGUCUCAUAUCAUUAUGAUCAGAAUAUCUAUUCCCUGAUCAUGGACUUAAAUAGAAUGGCAGCAGUUUAUGUAAUGUACAGUAUAGAUAACCAGAUAAGAGAACAUUAAGCUUUACAUUAUGUCAGCAGAUUGUGUUGUCAUAACAAAGCUUGGUCCCAUUGUUUUUAGGUGAGGCAUUGAGUGCAGACUGCUUUGGGCAUGGCAUCUUUACUGGAGUCUUUUGUGUAAUUGCUUCAUGGACAAGUUAGUGCCAUUAUAUGGUGCUGGCAUAUUUAGGAAGUUUUACAUUUACAUCUUCAAGGGAAAUUAAUAAAUAAAUAUAAUAUAGAUAUACAGGUAGUGUGUGUGCAUGUUGAGUCUUUGUAAAGUAACCAGUACACUGAAGUGAUAUAGUUCAUGUAUGUAAUAGGAUGCACCAUUCUGUUAUUAUUUACAAAUGUGAUUUUGUUGUCAUCUGGAUAGGGUAGGAGGACUCCACACUGUAAUACAAGUUGAGAUGUCAACAGAGCACAGCUCAUGUGGCGUGAGCACAUGUACUAGUCUCCAAGGGAUAGCAGGGAGAAGGGAUGAAGAAGCAGGACCACAUCUAUCUAUUCAUAAUGAUGCUUCUUGACACAGAAAAUAAAAAAGAUAACUUUGUAGAUAAUCAGUCAGUAUAAGCAUCACUUGUUGGAAUUGUUUUGAUAAUUGUUAACAAUAUGUACAAAACAGACAGACAUUUCUUUUA